Messenger RNA from Paramuricea clavata, 1147 nucleotides. NCBI's taxonomy places the organism in Eukaryota, Metazoa, Cnidaria, Anthozoa, Malacalcyonacea, Plexauridae. The record is from the annotation of a GenBank genome assembly.
AUGAGAUUACCGGAUUAUCUCAUUCAGAAAUGGAAAGGCGCAGUAAUAGAUAUUAGAGAGAAACAAAGAUCCCCUACGAUUGAAGAUAUUAGUACCUUUUUGCGAAAACAAGUAAAGGCGGAAUUUGAUCCCGACUUUGGAGAUAUGUCUCUAAAACCUCCCAAGUACGACCCGCGAAAGGGCGAAGCAAGAGAAAGACACGGAAUUAACGCAGCACAAAGGAACGAGCAUUCGAAAGCCUUGAAAUGUUAUGUGUGUAAUGAAGACCACAAAGUGAUAGAAUGUCCUACCUUGGCUGAUUCCACCGUCCCAGAACGUUUCAACCUAGUGAGAGAAGCAAGAUUAUGCUUUUCUUGCCUGAAUAAAGGUCACGUGACGAGAGACUGUAGAUCGAAGAAAAAAUGCGAGAAAAAUGGAUGCACAAGACUUCAUCAUCAACUGUUACACGAAGAGCCUGGAACAAUGAGCGGUAUAUCAUCAGUGCUCGACAAGGGAAGCAUUCUACCAGUUGUUAGAGUUUGUUUCAGAGCACCAAACGGUCGAACACGCGAAGGAAAUGUCCUCAUCGACAGCGGCGCAGGUACCACGGUAAUUCGAAAGGAUUUUGCUCGAUCACUUGGUCUGCAAGGCAAACGAGAAAAAAUUGAUCUAGCCGUUGUUGGAGGAGAAAGAGUUGAACAACCCCAAAGCAGAAGAGUGACCUUCUCAAUCUCAGCACUCAACGGAGCAGAAGAGCACAGAAUAGAAGCCCACGAGAUCGAGAAAACCGUUUUAAGUGUCCCACGUUUGGAUCGUCCGUGGUUGAAAUCAUUUGCACACCUUCGAGACAUCGACUUCUCACAUAAAGCUGGUCCAAUUGAUCUUAUCUUAGGCGUCCAGUUCAGUCAUUUGCACGCAGAAGAUGAAGUACGUCAAGGCCGUCAAUUUGAGCCUGUUGGGAAAAGAACGAAGCUAGGAUGGUUUGUCAUCGGUUCUGAUAGUUCACAGAAAACGUCCAAAGUAUGUUCAAUAAGUUUUGUCCAACCCGUCAACCUAGAGAAAUUCUACGAGUUUGAAACCCUCGGGAUCCAAGCCCCCCAAUGUCAUUGUCCACAGAUAGCUAUGUCACCUGACGACAGAAGAGCCAUCGAGUUAAUGGAGAACUCCU